Molecule: messenger RNA, 471 nt
Organism: Ziziphus jujuba (common jujube)
Lineage: Eukaryota; Viridiplantae; Streptophyta; Magnoliopsida; Rosales; Rhamnaceae
Product: phenylacetaldehyde oxime monooxygenase CYP71AN24-like
Exons: 2
Coding region: 1-471 (156 amino acids)
Molecular function (GO): monooxygenase activity; oxidoreductase activity, acting on paired donors, with incorporation or reduction of molecular oxygen; heme binding
Source: RefSeq, a predicted model, not a curated record
AUGGGUAAUGGCAGAGCUUUUGAAAAACGAAACUACGAUGAAGAAAGCACAAAAAGAGAAACUUUGAGACUCCAUCCACUAGCUGCAUUGAUUUACAGAGAAACAUCAGAAAUAGUGAAAUUGGGAGGCUAUGAUAUUCCACCAAAAGUAAUGGUCCUUAUGAAUUCAUGGGCAAUUCACAGGAAUCCUAAUUUGUGGGAUAGACCAAAAGAGUUUGCCCUAGAGAAAUUUGAGAAAAACCCAAUUGAUAAUAAAGGUCUAGAUUUUCAUUAUAUUCCAUUUGGUUUUGGAAGAAGAGGUUGUCCUGGUUUGACAUUUGGAUUGUUUGCUGUUGAGUAUUUGAUGGCCAAUCUUUUACAUUGGCUGGAAUGGAAGCAACCAGAGGAAUUGAACAUGGAUGAAGUUUCUGGUUUCACUAUUCAUGAGAAAAAUCCUCUUCUCCUUGUACCGAUACCAAAUUCCCCUCCAUGA